AUGCAGCGCUUCACAAGUCCACUCCUCUGCCACAUAAUUCGCAGGGGCUGCUUUGAUGCUGCUUCAAAGAGGCAGUGCCUGCAGUAUUUAAGAGUUCUGAGGACGCUGCAGCAUAAUGGUUUCAACCCUGUGUUUUUAGGGGAAACAGACAUCCCAGAAAGUCUUAUAACAGGAGAAAAAACAGCUGAGAAGACCAGCUUGCACUGGCCAGUAUGGACACUUGUUCAUGCUGCCAGCCACCAAGGGUGGGUACCCUGGAGGUACAAACUACUAUUAAGAGUCGAUCUGCCCACCCACCAGCAGAAUGGCAUCUUUCAGGAGCUGUGUGAAUCUCUGACCACGUGCUAUGGGAAGUGUGUCAUUGUGACAAGGGAUAAAACGCAGCCGAUGCUCGCUGGGGCCAAAGAGGGCAAGGAGCCACAGACGGGAACUCUGCCACCAGUCACACCAGCGAUCUGCAUGUCCAGCAUUGAGUGUUGCCAUGAAGCUGCUAGAGCAAAUGGCCAUGAGCUUCUCGUUGUGCCUUCACGUUACAGCUACCUCUACCCUAUGGAUGUCGCCUGGUCUUCUUUGAAAUGGUUUAUUAUAAACAACAGGGAGGACUUUGCCCUCAGAUCUUUAGAGAGCACCUACUCCUAUAGGUGUAUCCUCUUCAGUGACUUGAUUGUUAAAGGAAUAGAGAAGAUGACCCCAAAUAAAUGGAAGGUAGUGUUCAACAGAGUGAAGAAAUGGGAGAACUACUACCUUGACACCCUUUCUUAA
Dryobates pubescens (Downy woodpecker) is the source of this 762-nucleotide messenger RNA. RefSeq names its product chromosome 12 C21orf140 homolog (gene C12H21orf140). The transcript has a single exon. The coding region runs from base 1 to 762 and encodes 253 amino acids. The record is from RefSeq and is a predicted model, not a curated record. NCBI's taxonomy places the organism in Eukaryota, Metazoa, Chordata, Aves, Piciformes, Picidae.